CAGACACAGCGAGGCUGCCGUGGGGGUGUUUCCUCAGGGUUCUUGCGCAGACAGCCACCGCCCUGCCGGUCCACUGGGGUCUGCUCUGCCCCAUGCCAGCUCCCCACCACCCCCACAGCGGGGCUCAGCCGUGGUGGAAGGUUGGGUAACAAGACUGCUGCUGGCUUGCACUCCGGGCACGGCACCCAAAGGCACCUGCUCCGGCAGGCCUUGUGUGCUCCAAGGGCCCACCUCUGGGAGCCGCCUGUCCACUGGAGACGGAGUCUGCUCUGGGAGAAAUGGGGCUGUGCAACAGGACAAAUGCAUUGCACAAUCUCAUAGGUUUUUGCCUCUCAGAUGCUCUGUCUUGAAGUGAAAAUACCUGUCUCCCAGCACUCUUGUUUCCUAGAGGGGGAGUGCAAAAGGACACCCAGGGGUGUGCUUGAGAGGAACGGUCAUUGACUCCACACCAGUGCCAAUAGAAAUACAUACAUUGGCAGCUGGGAAAAUGACAAGGUAAUUUUAAGUAUUCCUUCAUUUUAAAAUGUCUCUGGGUUUGGAGUGGGGCAUGUCUCAUCAUAUCCACCUUACAAAGACACAGAAAGUCAUAACCUGAGAAGGAUCAGACCAAUGCCACAGGGUCUUCUUCCACCUGGGAAACUUGUCACAGCCCAGUAUGAAGACUUGAGACACCUGGGGUCUUCAGAUGUCCUGCUGCCUCUCGAGGCUCCUGCAAACACACUGGUCAUUGCUGGCAGGCAGGCCCUGGUGAAACACCCGGGCAGCGUCUACUGUGCUACCGUGAAAGCCCAGCAUGAAUGGGCUGUGCACAAACAGUGGGCUAGGCAUGGCCCUGCUGCGCGGGCGUAUACACCACACACACAUCCCACAGAGAAACAAGAGCCCUGGCCAGCGACAGAUCCACUGUUGUUUGGCUGCCCUUGGUUACUGAGUCCCCCAGGAAUGAAUCAGUAAGUAUAGGAAAACUGCUUAUUUUGUUGAUGCUGAAGAGGAGGCAGUCCUUGAAACAAGACAAAUAAGGGUCUGCAAUUAGGAAACAGCAUCUUGUGGCUUUAUUGGAUCUAGUCUGGACUUUUUUUCAGUGUCUAAGAAGAAUAUCGGUGCCGUGAUAAGAAUUAAGAUCAUGUCACAGAAGUGCUUUACAGCACAGAUUUAAAUCCCCAGGCAUGGCUUAGUGGCCUAGGCUGAACAAAUGGAAGACCUGUGCUGCAUUGAUCCACAGAAAGAAAUUCCAGCAAAUUUAAUUAAUCCCUCAGGCUGUCAGGGUAGAUGAGUUAUUUGCAGGGCUGGGGACAGCAGUUCUGUGCUGCAUAGAUUGUUAAGGUCCUGUAAGACUACCAGCAGUGGAGGGGUUUAUUGGACACUGUGGCCGGCCACAACCUUCUGACCUCUUACCUGAGAUCCUUGCAGAAGCAGGGACCUGUCUAGAUCUGAAAGAACAGUCACUGUCCUCUCCAUUAUCAUAGCUGCAUAUGAUAGCAGACUCAAAGGCAGCAAUCUGAAAGGAUAUUGUAAUGAAAGAAAAUCAUGCUGUAAGCAUAAACAGUGACCAUUGCCUUUAUCCUUCAUCUCAUUAAACGCAGAUGAAUGGCACUGGAAGGCUAGAACAUCCUUCUGGGGCAAUUUAUGAAGGCGAGUUCAAAGACAAGUUUCACGGGCCUGGAACCUACACAUUUCCAAACAGAGAGAAGUCCAUUGGACCAUUCAAGGAAAACAAGAGAGACUGAAAGUGUGCCUGUGAGUACCCCUGCAACACAGAUUUCCCAGGACUCAAGCGCCUGAGUUCCCCGGGGUGGCUGUCCUCUUACCAUCAGUGCUCCAGUUUUGGACUCAGUUUAUAACCAGAUGUUAGGCCGAAUUUCUGUUGUAAAGGUAAAAACCACUGGUACCGAAGCGCCUUGGGCCGCGACCUUGCCAUGGGUUUUGUGCAGGCAGAACAAGUGCCAUGCUCACAGCAGUGGGGACAGAGCUCAGGGGUGCCAGCCUGAGCUGCCCCGGAGGGGGUGUCCCUGCUUAACCCUCCGCAAGCCGCCCACCUCCCCUGCUGCCCACUGCCACACCUGCCUUGUCCGCUUGCUAUGCCAGCCUGGCUCGGCCCGGCCUGUUUCCUGCCUCACCCGGCCAUCAACCAGCUGCCUCCAGCUUAGGUUGUGAGCUCCUCCAGCAGCACUAGGGCCUCUAGGGACAGAAAACAGGGAGAGCGGGCAGUGUCACUGUAUGCUGGGGAAGACUUCCCGCUCCCUCCCCAUCAUGAGUUAGAGAGCUGCCUCCUUCCCCAGAAAGUGCCCACUGACCAAGGACAGACCUUCUCCACAGCCCUUGGAGAGUGAAGAGGUGUUAGACCCGUCUGGGGAGAGCACAAGCCCCACAGGCAUGUGGGGGAGGAGGAUGUGCUCAAAAACGGACGUGUUCUUGACUGCCCAGCCGCUUUGGGGAUUGAUAAUCUGGCUGCUGUUACUGCAAACCUUCUUGGCAUGUUUCAGGCUGUCCUCUCCUUCCACAGACUGACAGGCUGAAAACUGCCAGGGAGCCUGGAAAAACUCUUCUCUCUAACCAGGGGCACGUUGACUGCCCAAGGCAAACAUCUCCUACCCUGUGCUGAGGCUGCAGCAGGGGCCGAACCUCCCCUCGUGUCUCCCAGCCAUGACAGGUGGAGGAGAAAGACGACAGCACCUUACAGGAUGGGGUACACCCAGCCUUCAUGUCACUGAGCCAUGAGUGACCCUCGGGGACGCAGCUACCCACAUCUGGGAGGAGGGACUGAACCCACUGUGUUUGUGGUUCCUCUAGUUGCA
Messenger RNA from Falco peregrinus (peregrine falcon), 2795 nucleotides. It is a transcript of the gene MORN2, whose product is annotated as MORN repeat containing 2. The record is from RefSeq and is a predicted model, not a curated record. The transcript is spliced from 3 exons. Lineage: Eukaryota; Metazoa; Chordata; Aves; Falconiformes; Falconidae.